Poeciliopsis prolifica (blackstripe livebearer) is the source of this 2178-nucleotide messenger RNA. It is a transcript of the gene mtfp1, whose product is annotated as mitochondrial fission process 1. The transcript has 4 exons. Bases 58 to 546 code for a protein of 162 amino acids. The record is from RefSeq and is a predicted model, not a curated record. Gene Ontology annotation, cellular component: mitochondrion. Gene Ontology annotation, biological process: mitochondrial fission. Lineage: Eukaryota; Metazoa; Chordata; Actinopteri; Cyprinodontiformes; Poeciliidae.
AUCGCGUCACGCGUCGUGGAGUUGUGGACAUCAGACGGGGAUGGAGUAGCGGGAAGUAUGGGUCCAGCUGAAGAAAAAACGGUCGACAUUUAUCGUGACACGUGGGUCCGCUUUUUAGGCUAUGCCAAUGAAGUCGGGGAGGCCUUCCGUGCUCUGGUGCCAGUGAGCUUUGUUUGGGGUAGCUAUGCUGUGGCCACUGCUUAUGUUACUGCAGAUGCAGUGGACAAAGGCAAAAAAGCAGCUGUGGCCCAUGGAGACAACCCAGGGAAGACGACACGAGUGGCCGUAGCGGUCGUGGACACGUUUGUGUGGCAGGCCCUGGCCUCUGUGAUCAUCCCGGGCUUCACUAUUAACCGGGUGUGCGCAGCAUCCCUGUAUCUGCUGGGCAAGUCCACCAAGUGGCCUUUGCCUGUUCGCAAGUGGACCACCACAGCUAUUGGGCUCUCCACCAUCCCCUUCAUCAUCACUCCAAUAGACAGGUCAGUGGAUUUCCUGCUGGACUCGAGCCUUAGGAAGGUCUACAAUGAUGGAAAGAAGCACGAAUAAAGAGGAUCAUGCAGACUGGAAGCACACCAGUCUCAAAUUUGCACCAAUUAUGCAGACACUCUGGAACGCAGCCAUUUUAUGGUGCAAAAUUUCAAACUCGUUUAGUGAUAUAACUGUAUUAUCAUAGUGUUUAUGAUAGAGCUGGAUAUUUAUGUACAAGGUCAGGUGACGUAAAGGGAAAUCCUGCUCCAAAGUAGGCUCAGUUUUAACCUCAGGGCAGUGUGAGUUGUAUUACCAAAAUAUAUCUUAAUAAGAAUGCAGUAAUAUAGAAAUGAUACAACAUCUUCACCUUACCUGCUUGUUUAGCGUAGGCAUAAUAAAUUCCUGGGAGCAAAGGAAACUUCAAAUGUUGCCAUCUUUCAAAAGAGAAAUUAAUCUUUUUACUCUGGCUUGUGAAGCAUCACUUAAUAGCUAAACAUCAAGGUGCAUUUGUAUCACUGGACUCUUGGUGUGUAUUAUUUGCCAUAUUCAAUGGCCCCGUAGUCUAAUGGCAGGUCAAUGAGCCAGGUCACUGUCAAAGGUUUCUGUUACCUUAAAAAAAACUGCAGCCCUUAAGAGAUGUUACUUGGUGCACUUUUUCAACCUUUUUUUUCUUUUGAAGGCUAAUGAGCUUUCACUGAGAGCCUUCUUUACACAGUAGUUCCAGCUUUUUUGAUUCUAUGCACUAUAAAAUCAGUUUACGGCUGGAAAUAGCAAUUUUAGAUCAUUUUAUACUGUAUACAGAACUGAGUUGUAUGUCUGAGCCAAUGAAAAAGCAAAACUGUGCAAUUUGACUUUACCUCUUUCAAGGCUGGGCAUUGAAAUCACAUUUAGGUUUUCAGUUCUCAGAUUAGGUAGAUUACACAUAAGGUAAUAGUGAUCUCUGAAUAGAUAUUAGGAAUGAAUGACAAAUUCUAAGAUACUGUUUGCAAAAUUGUGACAAUGUAAGUCAGAUGUUGCAAUUCAUAAUGAGCUAUGCAAGGGAAACAUUGUGUGUAUAGAUGAGUUUGAAAUUGCAAGGAUUGUUUCCUGCAUUUAAAAAACCCCCUCAAUUUACAAAUAUUUAGGAAUUGAGAAGGGAAAUCUGAUAACAAGAACUGCAGGCAGCUGAGAACACCAUAUUCCAGGCAAACUUUUUAAAGGGGCAGUAUUAUGUAAAAUUGACUUUUUUGAGCUUUAUACCUUGUUUUCUUUCAUUUAUGUUUGAGAAAUCCUGGAAUCUCAAGCGGCAGCCAAUCGGGUUUCUGAAAUGCUUGGUCUCACUGAUCAACGCCUUUUCCAUGCAGCUCCUCCAUGCAGCUGCAAUCUCCAAGCAGAACUUCCACUCAGUUCCUCCAGACUAGUCAGCAGCAAUUAGCAAAUGCCUAAUGGAACUGCUCAUCUACUGAGCUCAUCAUAGGAGCUACUUCUCAGUGCACCGCAACUAAGAUCGACAUUGAGGAUUUGAUGGAAACAUGUUGUUGUGAUGACUUCUUAAAGACAGAGGAUCAGAAAGAGCAGGAGUCUCUUGAAGAGACAAAGGCCCAAUUUCAAGGUGUUAAAUUGCAAAGUCAAAUUUAUUUCAAGUCAUGUUUGAUGUAUGUAUCAUUUUUCUAACUGAAGAUAACAUGUUUACUUAAUUGUGCUAUACAAUUACAAUAUACCCACAACAUA